Molecule: messenger RNA, 7916 nt
Organism: Candidula unifasciata
Lineage: Eukaryota; Metazoa; Mollusca; Gastropoda; Stylommatophora; Geomitridae
Source: the annotation of a GenBank genome assembly
AUGUCAACCAGAUCGCGACGAGCCAGAGGCCGGCCGCCAAAAACACCUCUGUCAACAAACCGCACCAAUUUUUUACGAAAACCUAAGGCUUAUCAAAACCAGGAGAAUUUAAAUAGCGCAGGUUUGUCAACUGUUACCCAUUUGAGACAUGGGCGGUCGGAGAGGAUUCGCGGGCGGGCCGCUGCUCAUAAGGGCAGACACUUUGUCAGUCAGCUGUUGGCAGAAGACGAUGACAUUUCCUCACUGCCAGAAUUUGAAGACAGGUCAAGUGACAUCACAGAUCUAGACAAUACUGAUGCAUAUGGGUCUGAUGCUUCGUACUCUGGAGGAUCUAAUGCUGAGUCUAGCGAUGAUGAAAGUUUAAGUACAGUCAGCAGUUCGGUUAGCCGCAGGAGGUUGUUAUUAAAGAGACCUAAAACACCAGACAUUCAAGAUGACAAAGAAUUACCACAGCUUAAUUUGCCACCAAGUGCAACUGACUUACUACUACCAGCAGAACAUGUGUUACAGGCUGUUGGUGUUUAUGAAAUUCUAAGACAUUUUAGGACUAUAUUGCGUUUGUCACCAUUUACAUUUGAAGACUUCUGUGCGUGUUUAUUAUCAGAAGAGCAGAGUAAUUUAUUAGCUGAGAUUCACAUGACUUUGCUGAAGGCUUUGCUUCGUGAAGAAGAAAACAGUGGUACUACAUUUGGUUCGCAGGAUUUGAAAGACAGCAUCAAUGUUUCAUUGUACUUUUUGGAUUCCAUGACAUGGCCAGAGAUACUUAGGUCAUAUUUGGAUAGUGAAAAGCAUCCAGAAUAUCGAACCCCUCUGCCGACUCUGGAGUGUCCUGAUUAUCCAUUUGUAGCAUAUACAGAAAAGCUAAAAGUUCUACAGACAUUAACAGAUUUAUUUCUGGCCACGACCAAAGUUCGGGAGGAAAUCAUCAACGAAGGCAAUAUUCAUUAUGACGAUCAUUGCAGGGCCUGUCACAAGUUGGGAGAUCUGCUCUGCUGUGAGACGUGUUCAGCUGUCUAUCACUUAGGCUGUGUGGAGCCACCUAUGCAGGAAGUGCCAGAAGAUGACUGGUUGUGCAGUGUAUGCAGAGCGCAUCAGGUGAAAGGAGUCACUGACUGUGUAUCCGAGGCAGAGAGAAGUGGGCUGAUGUGUCGACAAGAGGCUAUAGGCUAUGACAGACACGCCAGGAAGUACUGGUUCAUCUGUCGUAGAAUCAUUGUGGAAGGGGAAAAAGAAGUCCGAUACUAUAGCACCAAGUGUCAGCUGGAAGAGCUUCUGGACAGCCUUGACCCUGAGUGGGAGCCCGACCUCAUUUCCUUUAUAAAUGAAAUGAAAGAGGAUAUCAUCAAGCAGAUGUCCAUUACAGAAGAGCUGACUGCGGCAUCCAAAGGCAGUCGAAAGUCUGUUCUGGAAGUUGAAAAUGCCCAGUUGCUUAAACUUCAAGCAGAAAGAGCUUUGCAGCGCAAAGAAGAGGAGAAGAAAAAGGCACAAGAAGAAGAAGAGAGAAAGAAAAAGGAGGACGAAGAGGAAAAAAGAAAAGAAGACGGAUUAACAGACUCAGGAGACAACAGUAAAGAUGAAAAGGCAAGUUUUAAAAAUAAUGAACUGCAUAUAUCUAUUAAUAGUUUUUGUUUUUUUGAAACUGUCGAGUCGGAGGCAUUGGUGAGCACUCACACCAAGCAAGUUACAAACUCAGUAUCGAGGAGCAGCAAGGGUGGUGUCACAACCACAGAACUCGUUGAAACCACCACCACAAUAUCCACAGUAACAUCUGUCAAAUCCAUCACCACCACCACUGUCACAGCCUCUGAAGGAAGCGUGCAAGAUGCUGAAAGUGACGAACCAUCAUUAAAAAAAUCCAGAUUGGAUAGCACAUCAGGUCAACAGGCUGCAGAGGCAAAUUCUGGUAUAAAGGACAACAGUGAUGCGUCUAAAACAGAUAGCAAGCUCCUUUUGAGUAGUAGUUCUGCUCUGUCUGAAGCCAUCAAGUCCACCACUGAAGGAAAGACUAAAAUCAUCAGUCUUCAUUCCCUACUUCCUUCUGCAAGACAGUCUAUUCUGAACACUGGCGACAAAAAUGGUGAAGACACUAAGUCAGAUGGUCCUACAAAGACGGUGCUGUUGGUCAACAGAGGUGGAGGCAAGGUCACAUUGCAAGUCUCACGACAGCCCAUUGGUAAAGAUGACCAGAAUGGAAGUAGUGUGACUCAGACUUCAACAUCAUCUUCCGUGGCUGUCUCAGGUUCAGAAGGAUCGUACAAACAGUAUCAGAACCAGUACACGACAAACACUUUGGCCCUCAACAAGCACCAACACAAUGAGGAAAGGGACAAGAAACGGCACCUCAGCCACAAAUUCUCCCUGACCCAGUCCUCAGAAUUCAAGUGGAAUGGCAACGUGAUGGGCAAUCGAAUGAGCAUACUUGCCACUCUGCGACUGACAAUAUCACAGUUGGAGGCAAACAUUCAGGCUCCAUUCAUGCACCCCAAUUGGCCUAACCAUCGCCAAAACUGGCAGAAGGCCGUGCAGAUGUGUCAGAGUCCCCGGGACUUUGCUCUGGCUCUAACCAUCUUAGAAGCCUGCAUAAAACCGUGUGUCAUGAACCCAGUGUGGCACGAAUCUCUAGGGCACCUGAGACUCAAUCGCAUUACAUCAACAGACCGGGAAGAGUUUAAGAAGAAGGAGAAAGAGCAGAAAAGAAGGAAAGAAGACGAGGAAGAAGUAAGGCCAAUUGUAUGGAUCAAGUACACAAUGGGCCUCAAACAUCAAGUUUGGAAGCAAAAGGGAGAAGAGUACAGAAUCACAGGUGGAAAUGGCUGGCAGUGGAUCAGCUCCACACGAAAGAUCAACACAGUCCCCCAAGAUUCUGUGGGCUUGAGACUGAUAGCCCACAAACUGAUCAACCGGCGCGUCAGGGCUGCUAAAUCAUGCGGCAUAAGCCAGAAGAUGGAUGAUGGUGCCGAGGAUAAACACACGGAGACUGAAUCUGAAACUCAGAACAGCUCUCUGGUCACUGAAGACAUUUUGACACAGAAAGACAACAAGCCCAGUUUGAAAGAGGAGAUGAUGGAAACAGAGGAAGCUGCAGAAGAGAAUAGUAAUGGGAAUAAAGAAGUCAAGAUGGAAGAUUUGAAUGAAGACUCAGAUAUGAAAUCUGAUGGGAAUGUGGCUGGUAAUGUUACUACAGGUGAAAGUAAAUUGGCAGUUGAUGUCAGAAUUAAAAAUGAGCCACAAUUAGCAGAAAACAGUAACAAGUGUAAUAUUAAAGGUGGAGUUGUGAAGAUUCAAAAGGGCCAGUCUUCAUGUGAAAGUUAUUUAACUUUUCUGAAGAAGAAGUAUAUUGAGGAUAAAGAAACUGCUUUUGCACUGGAAGUGUUAAAGAAACCUCCAGAGAAGGUUGAUGUUGAACUGAUUAAUGUCAGUGAAGCUAUGCAGAAGAGAACUUACUAUGCCAAACUGACUAAACCAUAUUCCAAACUGGAUAAUUUGCUGGAGAGAAGGCUGAGACAGGAUGAGUUUGAGCAGAAGCAAAGAUUGACCAUUGAGACGCAGAUUGCAUUAAAGCUGAAGCUACAACAGGCUAGUGAAACAGCUCAGAAGCAAAUUACAGAAAAAGAUGAACAGACAGAGAAGGAAAUAAAAUUAAUCAAUGGUGACAUUUCAGAUGACAGCUCUCUAACGGCCAGUAACUUGUAUUCUUGUUAUUCUCUGUUGUGUCGCAGUGGCGGAAAUGACAAGGUAGGGUUGUGCUACUCUCCUAUGUGUAGACUAAAGCAGCAGUUAGAUGGAAGACAACAGAAAGCUCUAGCAUCUACCUCUGUAUCAACUGUGGGAUCAGAGUCCCACAGUGUUAGCAGUAGAACCAGCAAAGAAGGCUCACCAGAUAACCUGAUCAAUGAAGACAGCAUGGACUCACAUUUGUCAAAGGGGAGUCGGUUAAGUCAGGAAGAAGAUGAAGCUAAUGAUAUUGAUGUUCCUGGAAGUAAAGACAAUGUGGAGGAUGGGUUGAAUAAAGAGAAUGAGGAAGAGCAAGCUAAUAAUUCACAUGCAGUAUCCAGCUUGCUAGCAGAUAAGAGCAUAGAGGAUGAAGAUGUUGAUAUAGAAGGUGAUACCUCAAGAGAAAUAGUUGCAGCUAGUGCAGAUGACCGUUCAGAAGGAAACAGUAUAGAUGCUGAGAAAAAACCUGCAGCAAGUUCUUCAGCUGAAAAUCCGAUAAAAUCUGAAUCCUCAAAGGCUUCAUCUGUAUCAGAAAUUGUUAAAAACUUAGUGAUUAAGACGAUAGCAGAGAAAAACAUUGCCCCAAAUGUAGGGAAGGAAUCAUUGUUGAACAAUCAGACUUUAUCUGCUGCUGUGGCUAAUAUGAGUAUAGAAGAUCUUCAAGCUAGGCUGCCGCCAAAACACCCUACAUCUGAAAAAUUCAAGCUUGCCAGAUUUACCAGAAUUGGUGUGAAAAAGAAAAUUUCCAAGCACGGUCGCUUGCCGAUGUGCCACAAGUUUGAAACUAAAUCAAAAAAGAAAAGUGUUCUUAUUUUAGACAGAAAUGAGCUUAAAAAAAUGGCCAGACAAGGAGCAAAAAGAGAAAGUGCUUUGUUCAAUUAUAAUUGCAAAUUAAGCAGUGUUUGUUGGCCAUACCCUUGUCCAAGGCCGUUGUUUAAAACCGCCUGGCGUUAUCGCACAAUGACCCUGCAGUCACUCUCUGCUGCAGCUCUGCAGCUAAGGAUUUUGUGGGCAUGUAUUAGAUGGGACGACAUGGCAGCCAAACCUCCCGCUGGGGGCACAAACACAGUCUCUACAGAAACAGAGAUAACCACUACAGAAUUGCUGAAACGUAGAGAGGCUGGCAUGGAUGGUUUGAGGUCAGAGUUCUUGGUCAGGAAAAUCGUUGUGCCUCUGGGUGUUCCUGAUAAACCGAAGGAAAAAUAUACGCCCCAGAGAAGUGGCUUACGUGAGCGGAAGAAAAUAGAAUCUGUGAGACAAACAGAGCCCAGUGUGACAGAAGUAUGGGUUCCGGAGGAAGUUCUGGAGCUGUGGGAAAUCAAGCAGUUUGGAGAAAAAUUGGAAAAGCAGCGGCAGGCUCUUCAAGAUAAAGUAGAUAAGGCAGCAGCAAAUCAACAGACCAUAGUGACCUCCCAGCAGAGCUCGGCCCAGAUUAAAGCUCAGAUGGAGCAGCAACUGAAACAGCAGCGUCUAGCACUGGCGCAGAAACGUAUUCAAGAAAACCAGGGUGUCAAGAUAACAACGGGAAACAACCUGUCAGCCAUCUCCACUCUGGCGUCUGCUAGCGCAACCACUAUCAUCAUCAACAACCCCAGCCAAUUUGGCAAAGCUGGAGCCACGUUUAAAACUUUGACUGUGUCGUCUCCUAGCAGUUUGCUUUCUUCUGGAGUUAUCAAGACCAUGCAACCCAAAGUUGUCAGCGCAAAUGCAGGAUCACUGCUGGGCUCUCAGCUGCGACCAGGCAUCCGGCUGCAAAUCCCAGGGUCUACCAUUCAGAUCCGACCACAGACUGUGCUUGCCCCAAAGCCAGGUGCAACCAUCACCACCACAUCCGGCGUCAGCACCAUCACAAGACUCAUCUCUCCUGCAGCCACCACUGUUGCCAGAGUUUUGACACCUGCCACUCCUCCAGCCACAAAAACUCAGACAGUUCAGCUGAGGUCACAAACACCAGGAGCACCUGUUCAAAAUCUUCAUUUUACACAGACUCCUGGAGGACAGCUGCAAGUGAGGGGUCUGUUACCAGGCCAGAUAAUUCAGCGGAUGCCUGAUGGUAAACUUCAGAUAAUCACCCUCAGCACAUCAGCAGCAGCUUCAGCACCAACCACGGCAGCGCUUGCGACAUCGCCAGCUCAGCAACAGCAGGCACCCCGGGCUGCCACUGUUAGCAUUAGACCUCAAGCCAUCAUGGUUAGUCCAUCCGCAGGAAGUGCCGCCAUGGUGACUCCCACAAACACACAGAACCGACUGGUUAUUCCUGCCCAGCUGGCAUCCAGCCUGUCUGUGGUCCAGUCCACCAGCACAUCACCGCUAUCAGUGCCAGCAAUUAGACAGGUCCUUGCAAGCUCUGUUGCUGGCACUCCAUCAAAACCUAUCAUUGUCACUCGGCCUGGAGGGCCACAGAUUAUCUCAGCUCAGAACAUAGCCUCAGUACUCAACCAUGCUGGUCAGUCUCUCGGCACCAGCAGUGCCGGCACACUAGUUGCAGCAUCUCCUGUGGUUUCUUCAUUGAGCAGUGCUGUUGUCAUUAGCUCUCCAGCUUUGAUAAACACUGUAACUGCUCCGACAAUUCUCACUACUUCACUAGCUGGAGUCACUACUGUGUUAGUAAACAGCUCACAACCUUCUCAGCUAUCCAAUGUGGUAAGUCCACCUGGGCAACAGACUAUUAUCUCCACGCUGAAACCGACAGUUUUAAAUCCUUCUGUGACUUUAGCAGUUACCACUACCACAACAACAAUCCCAGGCCAGUCCCUGCUGGGUGGUCAGAUUAUCUCAGGAUCAUCACUAAUUCAGAGAUCCACAGGAGGCACAUCUCUCAUAAAUCUUAACUCAGCAUCAGGCCUCACAUCUACAGUAUCAGUAUCCCCAGUGUCUAGUCAGAUUCCAAAGUUGCUGGCCUCUUCCCCUGCAGGAACUCAAAUAAUUACCAGGCCUUUGGGCGUCUCACAGUCACAGUUAAUGUUGCGGCCAGGCACUUCCAUGCUCACAGGAGCAGGCCAGGCCAAAAUAAUUACCACACAACAGUUACGGGGGCUGACUACCUCACCGAUUCAGUUAAAAACGGCAACAGCUUCCUUGAGUCCAGUGAAAACAAUACUUUCUCCACAGUCAUCUAGUGUGGUUGUGCCUGCAGGCGGUACUUCAACACUGACCGCAGUCCGUUCACUGACCCCUCAGCUCACCAUUCAGACUUCUGCAGGUACGCAGCAGAUCAUUGCUACAGGUGCAGCCACAUCAUUGUUACCUCAAGGCCUUACCUUGACUUCAUCGCCCGAAUCUGGCACUGCAUCCAUAUCUGUCACAAGUCCUUCACCUGGUACCAGUCCUUCAUCAAAAGCUAGUACUCCCAAGUAUGCCAUCACGCCACAAGUUGUUGAACAAGUUGUGCGCCAAGCCCUGCUGCAGAACCAGACUCCAGAAAUUCAGCAGAAACUCCUGGCAAUGCAGAAACAGAUCCAGCAGCAGCAGCAGCCUGCAGCAAGCAUGGCAGUGAUGGCAGCAAAUUCCAACAACAGCAGUGGUGUCACAUCUGUUAGGCGUGGGUUCCCAAGCAGCACUCCUCCUAUAGGGAAGCAACCGAGUGCUGUCACAACGGACCAGUCCAGGGUCAAGACCAAAGGCCUUACUCAGGAGCAGAAAGAGGAACAAAGCAGAAACUCUAUAUGUGGCCAGGUUAUGAAGACGAUAUUGGAUAGGAUCGAGAGAGAAGAGAAACAGGAGCAGAAAAACAAGAAGAAGCAAGAGUCGGCUGAGGAAAAACAUAAGCGUCUCACAGCAAUAAAUCAGCAGAAGGCCUUAUAUAAGCACAAAGAGGCCUUGAAGAAAGAAAUACUUCGAAAGCGGUCUCUUAUGGAGAAAAAUUUGCAGCAAGAAAUUUAUAAUGAAAUGGCAGACAAGGUGAAAAAAACAAAAACAAGUGUAGCCAAGUCCCCUCAAGCAGGAUCUGCAGUAGCAGCAGCUGCUGCUACUGCUGCUACAACAGCAGCUGCAGCUCCGUUAAGUGCCACACCGGUAACCUUGGCAGCUCAUGCCCGGCCUAAAAAAGUUGUGACUGAGAUUCCAAAAACAAGCCCGAGCCACUUGGACAACAAGUCAAUUGUGAGAAAACGUAAGCAGAAGAUUAUUUCCACUGGCAUCAAGGGACUAAACCCCAGGGAGAAAUUAUACUGCGUUUGCAAGACUCCCUAUGAUGAAAGCAA